AUGGGCGGAAAAGCGAAGAGGAAGUCGCGGUCUGAGAGUGAGCAUGAGGAUGGCCUGUGCUGCUGCGAGUAUAUCAACCAGAAUGGGCAGCGGAGCCACCUGGCAGCCUGUCUGUGUGACUGCGCCGAUCUGGACCAAGCCUGUGACGGGUAAGUCAGCAUUGUGGAAAAUGAGUAGGCAGCCGUGUGACUUCGCAGGGAAUCCUGGGAAUUUUCUUUUUCUUCCUUUUGUUUAUCCAUUUAGUAUUUGUAGAAUAUUCUAUGUGACUCCCAUUCUGUUGUUUACAGAUGGAUUACGUGCAAGCCCUCAGAGCCGCAGGUCUGGGCCCGUGCUGUGGAGACGGCAGCGGACCGUUUCCGAGUUCCGUGGAUCCGUGGGGCCAAGAAGGUUGACGUGAGCCUUAUUCCCCCGCUGCUCCUGCUACCGAUCUGCCUGCACAUUGCCGCACUCCAUGUUCUGCUGGCUGUGGUUAUCCUGACCUCCCUCCCGGUGCUGGUGAUAUGGUAUUACCACCUCACUCACCAGCGUAAGGGCAAGACCCUUCUGUUCUUGAGCCUGGCCUUGUUCUCUCUGGGAUACAUGUAUUACACGUUUGUGCAGGAGAUGUUUUAUAAAAGUAACAUUGGAUGGGGCCAUUUCUCCGUGGUUAGCUGCGGCUUGCUGCUGACCAUUCUAUUUCUAGUUAAAGCGAAACAAGACCCUGGCUACCUCAUUAGAAGUGAAAAGACCACUUCAAUAAAGCCUGAGGCUAGCCAUGAACUGGCCAACGGCUUCCGGACAGUUAGAAGCGCGAGUUCGAAGGAAGGCAUUGCUCUGUUAUAUGGGGAGAGUCAAAUCCCAGAGAAGAACUGGUGUAACAUCUGCCAGCUCGUAAAACCCCCACGCAGCGGCCAUUGCAGGAUCUGCGGGGCGUGCGUUCGCCGGAUGGAUCAUCACUGUGUGUGGUAGGUCCUCGCCAGUAAAGCUUUCAAAGAAAAAGAAAGGGAUUUUCAGACUUGUUUCUUUUUAAAUGGUUCAGCAAUUUAUGUUCCUUUUUAGUAAACCAUUUGUAGCUAGGUAUCCUGUAUCUUGCAUUUAGAAACUACUAUUCCCAGCAUGCAUUUGACUUUAACCAGUUGUUUACCCUUGGAGCAUUGGAUGGCCUGUAUGAUGAGAACGGCCUCUCUCUGUGCUCAGACAUAGUGAUUAUAAACUAUCUGUCAUGGGUGUCUAAGCCAUUCUACACGGGCCGUAAUAUCUGUAUAACUCAAGGGACACUUCCAUCCCCCUCUCCAUGAAUGCAUUGACUGGGUUUCUUACUGCUGGGCUGUUUUGAUUGGCCGGGAGAGAGGCCCCUUUUAAAGGCCAGUCUGGCAGGCUGACUAAAUUAAGAGGGAUACCAGCCCACCAAAUGAGGUAACACACACCUGAGCAAGUCUGGCUGAUAUUGACCAUAACAGAGGGUACAUCAGUUGGAUCCACACACAACCAUACAACACAAACUACAGCUUUGCAAACAGCCACUUUAUGAAUUAAAAAAAGCCUUGUCUUCUCUAUGUUGCAGGAUUAAUAAUUGCAUCGGGGAACGGAAUCACAAGUUCUUCAUCCUGCUUCUCAUCCUGUUUCAGUUCACUUCCAUAUACGGCAUCACAGUGACACUGAGAAUAAUCUGCAGGGGUCAAAGUAUUUUCACUGCCCUGUUAUACUGCCCAGGGGUGUAUGCGGAAUACAGGUAAGAAGGUGUCUAAUAUGGGAGACUGUGUGUGCGUAAUACAGGUAAGGGCUACACUGUACUGUACAUAGUUUACUUGGGAAAUGGGCUAAGCACUGUGGCAUGCAGAGUACAGGUAGCAGGGGAGCUGGAAUGUGGCCUGCAGUGUAUGGAGAAUACAGGUAAGGGGGAGGAGCCAAAACAUAUUGCAUGCGGGGGAAGGGGGAGGAGUUAGAACAUAUUGCAUGCAGUGUAUGCAGAAUAUAGUCAGGGAGGAGUUAAAAAUAGCAUGCAGAAUAAAGGCAAGGAGGAGCUAAAACAUAUUGCAUGCAAAAUAUAGGCAGGGAGGAGUUAGCACACAGAAUGCAGGCAAGGCAGAGUAGCUGCACUGUAUGCAGACUACAGGUAAGAGGGUAGGCACUUGGAUACAGCAUGCAGUAUAUACAAUAUAAAGGUGCAGGAGAGCUAGUGUACUGCAAACAAAAUUACUAAGUGGCAGGACUUCAUCUAUGCAGAAUACAGAUAAUGGCAGGAGAUGGGGUAGUACGCACAGUGUAUGCAGAAUACAGAUAAUGGCAGGAGAUGGGGUAGUACGCACAGCGUAUGCAGAAUACAGAUAAUGGCAGGAGAUGGGGUAGUACGCACAUUGUAUGCAGAAUACAGAUAAUGGCAGGAGAUGGGGUAGGACGCACAUUGUAUGCAGAAUACAGAUAAUGGCAGGAGAUGGGGUAGUACGCGCAGCGUAUGCAGAAUACAGAUAAUGGCAGGAGAUGGGGUAGUACACGCAGCGUAUGCAGAAUACAGAUAAUGGCAGGAGAUGGGGUAGUACGCGCAGCGUAUGCAGAAUACAGAUAAUGGCAGGAGAUGGGGUAGUACGCGCAGCGUAUGCAGAAUACAGAUAAUGGCAGGAGAUGGGGUAGUACGCGCAGCGUAUGCAGAAUACAGAUAAUGGCAGGAGAUGGGGUAGUACGCGCAGUGUAUGCAGAAUACAGAUAAUGGCAGGAGAUGGGGUAGUACGCACAGCGUAUGCAGAAUACAGAUAAUGGCAGGAGAUGGGGUAGUACGCACAGUGUAUGCAGCUUACAACUGUGGGGAAAGGACUAAACCUAUUUCAAUAUAAGUGCAGGUAAGCAGGGAGAUAUCACAAACAUUUGCUGCACUGGGCGUUUAUAAAAUAGAUUCUGCUGUUGGUCCCAUUCCUUUAUUUUGACUGGUCAGUUUAUAAUUUCUGCCUGUAUGCUUCCACCCAGCUCUUCUUUUGCCUUCACCUGUGUGUGGUACUGUACCAUCGUCACGGCUGGCAUGGCCUACGUUCUGCUUAUUCAGCUAUUAAACAUCAGCUACAACAUCACAGAGAGGGAGGCCCGCAUUGCCCUGCGGGAGAAGACUGGGAGGUGGAUAUUGGGAGGGCUGGUGGUAUAUACAGGAAGAUACAAUCAUGGAUUCUUUCAGAACUGGCUGCACUUCCUGUCGCUUGAGUCUCACACUGCGCGGUACUACGUGACAGACAUUGUAUAG
Molecule: messenger RNA, 3208 nt
Organism: Pelobates cultripes (western spadefoot toad)
Lineage: Eukaryota; Metazoa; Chordata; Amphibia; Anura; Pelobatidae
Source: the annotation of a GenBank genome assembly